AUGGCAAACGGAGCUCUCCCACAGACUCUCAAGUCUAUCACUGCCACGAAAAUCAGUGAACUCUCCAAGCAACGCGCCCUAUUUGAUCAGCGCAAAACCGAAAUCCUUGCAGUUGCCAACGCAGCCCCAGAUCUGCGCACCCAUGCUCAGGCUUUGCUGGAUGGAAUAUCACGCCUGAAAGGAUACCCCAAGGAUUCGCUCGACAAAGAUGACCUGGAUCUAGAUGCCGAUUCCUCGGACGAGGAAUCUGAAGACACACUCACUUCACGAGGAGUCGGUCGCUUGCAGCCAGCAGAUCAUACAAACAUUCGUCGCUUUCUUCUACAAAGUCGUCACGACCCUUCCAUCUCCCAGCCAGCUCUACAGGAUCGUAUCACUCAACUUGAAAAGGAGUUGCGGUAUCUUGAGAUAAAGCAUGAGCACGGUGCUUUCUAUAGCAAAUUGGUUACAGAGUGGUUGUCGGAGUUAGAUGGAAGCAUUAAUCCCACUGUGGAUGAACCCAAAUCCACUGACUCCGACUCGGACUUCGAAAAUGUCGGGCGGGCAGAAAUGCAUGAGCAACGGGCGACUUGGGAGUCCUUGGUGUUUACUGCUGCGACCAAUGUCAACGAAGACGCAAUCCGAUCCUACCUCAAUGAUCUCUUCACCCAGACCAAGCUUUCUCAACAGGCACUCAAGGAUCUCCGAGCAAGUAUUCAAUCGUUUGGAACAGAACUAUCCUCAAAGGGUGAGUGGCUCGAUGUGGACGAACUCAAGUGGGUCUCUAGCGCACUGCUCAAGACCGAUCUCCUCAGCGAUGAAAAGACAGCCAUUCUGAAAGAGUUCAUGCGGAACAAAGAGGUUGCCCAGGAGGUGGCAGAUGUGCUCAAUAUGCGCAUUGCCUCACUUGAGAGCUGGACCUGGACCGGGGACGCAGAUGGUAUCCCCGUCGAAAUGCGCCGUCAGCUCAAUGGUAAAUACCGGGUUUUCAUGGAUGAAGACCUUCUCGAUGCCCUUCUUCUACAGUACAUCGGGACAAAGUGGGCUGUGAAGCUGCGGAAGGUAUUUGAAAAGUUCCUACGUUCCAACGCCUGGAAGACCCUGCAGGAGGAUAUCCCUGAAGAUCACAAGGAAAUGCGCAAGUACUUCCUUGGCCGAGACGCCAACUCGGACUCCGGCAAGCUCAACGAGAUUCGAAGGAAGACAUACAGCGACGAAUAUUUCAUGAGUCAACUGCCCACUUCAACCGCUGAAGGUGCACGGGAAUACGAUUACUCUGGGUCCAAACAAAAAAACGCCCUGGAUACCAAGCACUCCCUUCUACAUCUUCUGAUCACAGAAUCUAUCAUCCAUAAGCAUCAGCGCGGGGACUUUACUGCAGUCCGGUCGGACUUUGAGUGGUUCGGCCCUUCAAUGCCCCAUGCCACAAUGCUCACCGUGCUGAAGUUCUUUGGGGUCUCUGACCUGUGGAUCAAGUUUUUCGUAGUGUUCCUGGAGGCUCCGCUCAAGUUUUCCCACGAUGGAGCUGAGGGAUCUAUUCACAUCCGCAAACGUGGCCUUCCAAUGAGCCAUACACUGGGUGAUUGCUUCGGAGAAGCCGUUUUAUUCUGUAUGGACUAUGCAGUGAAUCAAGCUACCGACGGCGCCUUUCUGUACCGCCUCCAUGAUGACUUCUGGUUCUGGGGAGCAGAGAAUACUUGCGUCAAGGCAUGGCAGGCAAUGGAGCAGUUUAGUCAGGUAAUGGGUCUGAAAUUCAACACGGAGAAGACCGGAACUGUGAAGAUGGGCCUGGGUGUCACUCCAACAGAGUCGGUUCUUCCCAUCGGUGAUAUCCGCUGGGGCUUCCUGGUUCUAGAUGCGCAGCAAGAGAGAUUUAUUAUCGACCAGGCCCAGGUCGACCAACACAUCGAAGAGCUUUCACGACAGCUUUCUUCCUGCAAAAGUCUGUUUGCUUGGGUACAGGCAUGGAACAGCUACUUCGGCCGCUUCUUUACCAACAAUUUUGCAAAACCAGCCAUUUGCUUCGGUCGGGACCAUAUCGACAUGGCCAUUUCCACCCUGAGCCGCAUCGAGAGCACACUCUUCAACAAAACCUCAGGUGACAAAACCCCAUCGGAUCAAAUCAACGGUGUCACUGCCUAUCUACGCACUGUGAUCGCAGAUCGGUUCGAUAUCCGUGAUCUGCCCGAUGGAUUCUUCUAUUAUCCCAUUGAACUCGGCGGUAUGGGGCUUCUCAAUCCCUUCAUUAGACUGCUCGCCAUGCGUGAAAACAUAAAACAGACUCCCCGGAAGUUACUGCACAAGGCCUCGCUGACGGAUGAGAAAGAAUACGAGGCGGCCAAAGAAAAGUUCAAGAAAGACGGCGCUGAUGUUAGCAGCCAAUUUUGGAGCAAAUGGGGCGGCAAAUCGAAGCCAUUCAUGUCCCUAGAAGAGUACACUAGGUAUCCGGAAACAUUCAGUCCCUCUCUUGUGGACGUGUACAGCCAACUUACCGAUGUGCCGAGCGAGAGGAGCGUCGCUCUGACUUGGGGCUUUGAAAGGGAGCAAUAUUCCCUUGAUAAAACCUCUGCAGGCUCUAUCUCUGCUUUCUGGGGCGGAAUGUCGCCCUACUGGCAAUGGGUGGCGGAGUUGUAUUACGAAGAGAUGGUUCGUACCUACGGUACCCUGGCUGCUGUGAAUCGCGAGUUUAUGCCCCUGGGUGUUGUGAAGACCCUGCAGGAGGGUAGAUUCAGAUGGCAGGGCUGA
This is a messenger RNA of Penicillium samsonianum, 2724 nucleotides long. RefSeq lists its product as uncharacterized. The record is from RefSeq and is a predicted model, not a curated record. Lineage: Eukaryota; Fungi; Ascomycota; Eurotiomycetes; Eurotiales; Aspergillaceae. The transcript has a single exon. The coding region runs from base 1 to 2724 and encodes 907 amino acids.